UUGGGGUUAAGGGCAGGAAAUAGAAACCUAGGGGGCUACCAGGUACAGUUAGGCAGGUUGUGUACUGCAUAAGGAUGCCCCUUUAAGGGAAGUCUCAUUCUGUCUGAAUGUUAUUCCCACCAGGGUUCCAAGCCCACUCUUGUUUCUGUGUUACUCUAUGUUGUCCUCCCGCUCCCCCUUAGUCUUUGUGACCGAGGAUUGUCUGUUAGAAUUGAUGGAGGGACGGGGAUACGGCUCAUUGCACUUCACCUGCCUGGAGGGAAUGAAGGUAUACAGCACCUGGUGCAGCCUUUCUCCUGUGGUGGGAGAGUGAGAAGAAAGGCAUUGCCGCCUUCACUAACCAGCGCGGUGUUACUGCAGGUUACGGAGAGAUGAGCGGAGGCGUCUCACCCGCUGCGCUGUGGUGCGUGGGUACCAUGGUCUGCCAAUCCUGGUUUCCACUCUGGAACUCCAUUAUCCCAUGGGCAAUUCACCUCUCCCACCUUCAUUUUCUUCCUUGGUAGAGGAAUGUCUCAGAGGCUGAGGCAGGAUGAUUAGCAUGAGUUUUAGGGUAGCCUACACUACAGAGUCAUACCCUGACUCAAAGAAAGAAAAACGAGGAAUGUCUCUCUUCAUACCAUAAGAUUGGUAUUGAUUGUCCCUGGCACACAAAUGCCACCAGGUGCUUGGAGGCACUUAAUAAACUUGAGGGAUAGGGUACGUAAUGGUAAAUAAAAUAGCCAAGCUGAUUUCAAAUGCUGUGUUCUAAGAAUGAAACUACUGUGUGGGCCGGGGAUUUAGCUCAGUGGCACAGCCUUUGCCUGUCAAAGCAUGAGUUCCUGAGUUUGAGUCCUUGUACCAAAAAACCCAUUGUGAAAUGGUAGGUCCAGGAAGAGUCAUGGGUAUUGAAGAAGAGCUCAGCUCUUGCAGUAUCAGUCAGGGCUCACUAGAGUAAUUUUAUAUACAUACUUAUUUAUAUACAUACCUACAUACAUACAUGUAUGUGUAAUAUGAUUACAAGGUAAAGCCAGGGAUUUAGCUCAGCAGCAUAAGCACUUGCCUGGCAAGCGUGAGGUCAUGAGCUCGAUCCCUGGUACCAAAAAAAAAAAAAAGCCAAGGUAAGUGUACAGUGGCCGCCUGCAGAGUCAGGUGUUGUGAAGUGCAUGAGGGCUGGCUCUGCUGAUUGCCAAAUGAUCCAAUUGCAAAGGUGGAAGCCUGGAACUGUCUCUGGAUCCCGUUGGAAGCUGAAGGUUCUGAGCUGGAAGCCUGGAGACAGGAAGCCCAAAGCCAUGAGGAAGAUGACCUCUGAAGAAACAAGAGAGACUGACUUCUCCCCUUUAUUUCCAUUCAGGUUAUAAGCCUAUUGGUUGGUGUCAUUCACACCCAGAGGUGGCUCUUCUGUCUUCUGUGAUUCCGUUUGGCCACACCUGGAACUAGGCUGAUCCAAUCAGUUGGGUGUUUAUUGCUUAUCGACACAGUACUUAAGUGUCAGAAGGUGCGGGUGAGGAGAGCUCAUGCUGUAAUGAGUGCUGGGAUCAUAGCCAUGGCUCUAGCUGGCUCUUUGGCCCUGACACUAAGCCUGUGUGUGUCCACCCUCCGCAGCCGAGAGAGGUCAAGGUUCUUAGGAGGGAUGGUGCUGUGGAAAACAGCCCUCUGCCGUGUGAGUCUCCAUCUGAAGCAAGUUUGCAGGUGAGGCACGAGUUCAGACUUCAUAUCCUUCAUACUGACUUUGGCUAGUGACUGAACGCUGAGCCUCUUGUUCGUUCUUUCUUCCUCCUCUCCCCUCCCCUUUUUGUAAGUCAUUAUCUCACUAUGUAGUACAGGCUGGCCUCAGACUCAUUGUUCAAGCUUGGCAUGGUGGCACAUGCCUGUAAUCCCAGGAGGAUCACUGCAAGUUCGAGACCAACCUGGGCUACAUAGGGCUCACUAUGAACUGCGUAGUGAGACCCUGCUUUAAGAAAAGGAAAACAAAAAACUACACUAUGUAAUAAGGAAAGCUGAGGCAGGUGCAUCACCACAAGUUUUAGUCCAGCCUGGGCUACAUAACCAGACACUAUCUGAAAAACAAACGAAAAACACUAGCCCAGGCUGGCCUUGAACUUGUGGCGUUUCGCCUGCCUCAGCCUCCUGAGCACUGGGAUUACAGGUUUGUGCAGUCAUGCCUGGGUGAGCCUGAGUUCUCUCAGCAAGAUAUGGAAGCUGAAGUGACAGCAUUGCAGUGUGGUUAGGAAAUACAGAGCUGAAGUGAUCCCCAAAAGUCCUGAAGUUUGUGAGCAUCUGGUGGAAGUGCAAAGUCCUGAGCUCAAUGUUUGAGAACUAGGUAAAAGAGCAGACUCCAGGGAUCUCACUCACUUCAUGUAAAGUACGGUUGUGUUUUGUGGUAGCCCUGCUCAUGUGGCUGCUGUACAGUGGGAGAGGGGAUACAGGGUAGGUUUUGGAAGCAGGCCAUCUGGUGCCUGUUUGACAUUUGGUUGUGGCAGACAGCCUCUAAGGUGGCUUCUAAAGAUCACCCUCUGGUGUUCAGUCUUAAUAAAAUCUUGGAGUGUGAUCUGGACCUAGCGUCCCAGUUCAGGUCUAUAUAGCAGUCUUCUCUUUUCUGCAGGGAAUAUGUUCCAGAGCCCUAAGUGCAUGUCUGAAGCCACAGAUAGUACUCGGAUAAAUGCCUUUUCCAUUUUAACUAGGCAUUUGUCACAUGCUAAGGCUGGAACUUUUGCAGUUUAGAGGCGUGACAGCAAAAUUAGAACAAUUUUUUUUUUUUUACAAUUUCACAGAUACAAGAUUCACUUCUAUAGAGCUUAGCAACCUCAGCCUGUGAUUGUUUUCUGUCCUUAGUAAGUUGCAAACUCAAUUUUUCAUUUAAAGAGUGGAUUUUACAACUUCCUUCAGCAUAUAGGAACUGGCAGCAUCACCGCACUUAAUGGUUUGGGGUCCUUUAAAUAAGGAUGAUCUGAACACAGCUUGGGGGUUUUGUCAUAGUCAGUCUGAUGAGAUGGCUACUUAAUGUGCAGGUGGUGUAUACAGCAUGUGUAUGAUGGACAAAAGGCUAAUAAUUUACUUAGGCCAGACUGCAGUGAGAUGGAGCAAGAUUUCAUCACAGUAUUCUGGAAUAGCAUGCCAGUUAGAAAAUAAGUCAUUUAUUUCAGGAAUUUUCAUUUAUAUUUUCAGACCAUGGGUAAGGUCAUGAAGUGAAACCAUGGAUAGGGAAUUACUGUGCAGCAAAAAUAAAGGGGAGUGGGCUGGAGAUUUAGCUCAGCGGUAUAAGCUCAGGUCGCGAGUUCGAUCCCUGGUACCGGGGGGGGAAAAAAUGAAGGGGAUUCUCUUCCAUGACAGCAUUACAAAGAUGGGUUAUUUCUUGCUUUGGUGAAGCCAGCUGCCUGGUAGUGGCUGUCUGUGGAGAUAAGGUGGGACAAGGAGCUGGGAAGGGUCCUGCUCACAGGCAGGGAGGACAGGCUUGUGUGCUGAGUAGCUGAGCUGAGUGCUUCAGUGGCAGCCUGUGCCUUUGGAAGCAGAGUCUCCCUCGUCCGGCCUCAACUGAGACUGCAACCCUGGCUGACGUGUUGGUCGAACUCUGGCAGGAGACCUUGAGCCAAAGGCACUCAGCCAAGCGGGAUCCAGAUUUCUGACCCACAUGAAUGCUGGUAAUUAAUUGGUUUUAAGCUAUGUUUUGGAAUAAUUAUACAGAGACAGGUAAGUUGGACUUUGGGGAAUGAGGUCAUUUCUGUAACACGACUUCAUUAAUGGUAGGGGCCACAGUCACAUUGAGUGUGACACAUUAGUGUCUCGAUCUUUUUCUUUUUCUUUUUUUUUUUUUUUGAGACAGACUCUCACUGGGUAGUUCAAGAUGGUUUUUGUUUGACUGAUUGAUUGUUCAUUUGUUUUUUGAGGCAAGGUCUCACUGUGUAGUCCAGGCUGGCCUUGGACUCUCCUAUGUAGUUACCACUGGGCCUCAAACUUGCUGUGAUUCUCCUGUCUCGGCCUCCCAAGUGCUGGGAUCGCAGAUGUACGCCACCAUGCCUAGCUAAUUAAGUUUUUAAAAGUAAUCCUUUUUUUUUUUUUUUUUUUUUUUUUGCACUAGGAAUUAAACUCAUGACCUUGGGCUUACCAGGCAGGCACUUGUGCUACUAAGUUAUAUCCCCAGGCCUAACAUAAUCGUUUUUUAAAAUGUUUAAAAUGGAAAGUCAAGCAUUUAUGAAUAAAGACACCAGCACACUGACCUCUUACAUUCCUCUUCCAACUUACUGCCUUGUGGCCAGAGUUUUUCAAGCAUUUAUGCUUCACUUCUCAAAGUUUUCAAAUUAUUUUGAAGCAAAUGCAGACAUUCAUAACAACCCUAUUUUCCUAAAGACCACAAUGCCAUAACAUGUCUAAAGUAGCACGGUUAAUCCAAAAAUGGGUAUCUGAGAUGAAUAAACACUUCUCAGAUGAUGAAAUGCAAACAGCAAAUAUGUGAAAAAAAUGUUUAGCAUCACUGGUCAUUCAAAAAAUACAAAUUAAAACAACACAGAUUCUACUUCACCCCAGAAAGAAUGGCUAAUACCAAGAAAUCAACCAAUAACAAAUGCUAGUGGGGCUAUGGGACUGUGGGGAAAAAGAAACCCUUUCCCACUGUUGAUGGGAUGUUGAUGGGAUGUAGACUGGUAUAAUGUAAGUCAGUAAGGAGAUUCCUCAAAAAAUAGGAUUAGAGAUCCCAUUUGACCAAGGUACUGCCUUUCUGUGUAUCUUCCUAGAAGAAUAAAAACAGCUGGCCGUGGUGGGAUACUCCUGUAAUCCCAGCACUCAGGAGGCUGAGGCAGGAGGAUUGUUGCAAGUCGGAGACCAGUCUGGGCUACAAAGUGAGCCAGAGCCCAGCCUGAACCACAUGGUGAGACCCUGUCUCAAAAAAGAAAAGGAAGAAAAAUAUACUACAGAGACUGGGGAUUUAGCUCAAGAGCGUCCUAGUGGGGCAGGUCGCCUCAUGCCCAAGCUGGCUGACCGGAAGCUGUGUGCUGAUGAGGAGUGCAGUCACCCCAUUUCCAUGGCUGUGGCCCUUCAAGACUAUGUGGCUCCCGACUGCCGUUUCCUGACCAUACAAAGGGGCCAAACUGUAUAUGUCUUCUCCAAGCUGAAGGGGCGAGGGCGGCUCUUCUGGGGAGGCAGUGUUCAGGGUGAUUACUAUGGAGACCUGGCUGCUCGCCUGGGCUUUUUCCCUAGUAGCAUUGUCCGUGAAGGACAGACUUUGAAACCUGGGAAAGUUGAUGUGAAGACAGAUAAAUGGGAUUUCUACUGCCAGUGAGUUCAGCCUACCACUCUCCCUACUGGUUCCCUUCUGCUUUUACACAAAUACACCAGUUGUGACAAA
This is a messenger RNA of Cavia porcellus (domestic guinea pig), 5317 nucleotides long. RefSeq names its product MIA SH3 domain containing (gene Mia). The coding region runs from base 4838 to 5251 and encodes 137 amino acids. The record is from RefSeq and is a predicted model, not a curated record. Gene Ontology annotation, molecular function: protein binding. The transcript is spliced from 5 exons. NCBI's taxonomy places the organism in Eukaryota, Metazoa, Chordata, Mammalia, Rodentia, Caviidae. Gene Ontology annotation, biological process: extracellular matrix organization.